CUAGACUCACUGCUCACCAAUGCCUCAAUACCGUUACUACGGCUACACUGUACAUGGUCUAGAGCAACGACACCCACAAAGAUCUGCGGACCACUCAAUAUCUAUGGUAUUUUCUCUCGUCGUUCACAUAGGCAUGACUUUACAAACUACAAUGGCAGAUGUUGUGAAAAGAAAAUUGUAUCUGAAGAUGUAUGGACAUGAAUCGUAGUGGCUGGAUAAUCUUACAGCACACACUUGCGUGGGUUUUGUCUAUCACUGUCUGCACAACCAUGUCGU
This is a messenger RNA of Paraphaeosphaeria sporulosa, 276 nucleotides long. RefSeq lists its product as uncharacterized. The transcript has a single exon. NCBI's taxonomy places the organism in Eukaryota, Fungi, Ascomycota, Dothideomycetes, Pleosporales, Didymosphaeriaceae. The record is from RefSeq and is a predicted model, not a curated record. Bases 20 to 208 code for a protein of 62 amino acids.